Rhinolophus ferrumequinum (greater horseshoe bat) is the source of this 376-nucleotide messenger RNA. It is a transcript of the gene RPL38, whose product is annotated as ribosomal protein L38. Lineage: Eukaryota; Metazoa; Chordata; Mammalia; Chiroptera; Rhinolophidae. Bases 121 to 333 code for a protein of 70 amino acids. The transcript has 5 exons. Gene Ontology annotation, biological process: translation; protein-RNA complex assembly. Gene Ontology annotation, cellular component: ribosome; cytosolic large ribosomal subunit. Gene Ontology annotation, molecular function: structural constituent of ribosome. The record is from RefSeq and is a predicted model, not a curated record.
GUACCCAGGUUCCUCCGGGGGAGGGUUUAACUAACCGGAAGCGGAAGUUUCGUCCUUUCUCAGCCUGCUUGCUUCUUGCCGCUUGCUGUGCCGGCCGCGCGUCCUCCGCGCCUCGUAGCCAUGCCUCGCAAAAUUGAGGAAAUCAAGGACUUCCUGCUCACGGCCCGGCGAAAGGACGCCAAAUCCGUCAAGAUCAAGAAAAAUAAGGAUAACGUGAAGUUUAAAGUCCGAUGCAGCAGGUACCUCUACACCUUGGUCAUCACAGACAAAGAGAAGGCAGAGAAGCUGAAGCAGUCCCUGCCCCCAGGUCUGGCAGUGAAGGAGCUGAAAUGAAGCAGACAUGCUGAUCUGAACUGUAUUAAAAUUUUAAAAAUUC